Molecule: messenger RNA, 3057 nt
Organism: Castor canadensis (American beaver)
Lineage: Eukaryota; Metazoa; Chordata; Mammalia; Rodentia; Castoridae
Source: RefSeq, a predicted model, not a curated record
GGUUAAAAAUGUGCAGUCCUCAAGCUGGGUACAAACCCCAUCUCUGUGGCUGCCUGCAGGUUGCAUAUUGGGACACAGAGGAUCUGGUAAGGAUGAAGAAGUGGGAUAGUUUAGAUUCAGGGGAGUCUGAGGACCCGCCCCAAGAGGACUCCUGCCAGGACCCUCCAGAUGGAGACCCCAACUCCAAGCCACCUCCAGCCAAGCCCCACAUCUCCAUGGUUAAGAGCCACACUCGGAUCUUUGGGAAGGGUAACUCAGAGGAGGCGUCACCUAUGGAUUGCUCUUACAAGGAAGGCAAGCUGGUCUCCUGCCCGACCAUCACAGUCAGCUCUGUUGUCACCAUCCAGAGGUCUGGAGAUAGUCCUAUCUGUGCCAGGCAGCCAUCCCAGCACUCUGUCCCUGAUGGUGCCGAGAAGCCCCUCAAGCUCUAUGAUCGCAGGAGCAUCUUUGACGCUGUUGCUCAGAGUAACUGCCAAGAACUGGAGAGCCUGCUGCCCUUUCUGCAGAAGAGCAAGAAGCGCCUCACUGACAGCGAGUUCAAAGACCCUGAGACAGGGAAGACCUGUCUGCUGAAAGCCAUGCUUAACCUUCACAACGGGCAGAAUGACACAAUCUCUCUGCUCCUGGACAUUGCCCGGCAGACUGACAGCCUGGAGGAGUUUGUCAAUGCCAGCUACACAGACAGCUACUACAAGGGCCAGACAGCGUUGCACAUUGCCAUCGAGAGACGGAACAUAGCACUGGUGACACUCCUGGUGGAGAAUGGAGCAGAUGUACAGGCUGCAGCCAAUGGGGACUUCUUUAAGAACGCUAAAGGGAGGCCUGGCUUCUACUUUGGUGAGCUGCCCCUCUCCCUGGCUGCAUGCACCAACCAGCUGGCCAUUGUGAAGUUCCUGCUGCAGAACUCCUGGCAACCGGCAGACAUCAGUGCCAGGGACUCGGUGGGCAACACCGUGCUGCAUGCCCUGGUGGAGGUGGCUGAUAACACAGUGGACAACACCAAGUUUGUGACAAGCAUGUACAAUGAAAUUCUGAUCCUGGGGGCCAAGCUGCACCCCACACUGAAGUUGGAGGAACUCACCAACAAGAAGGGGCUCACACCGCUGGCUCUUGCUGCCAGCAGUGGAAAGAUCGGGGUCUUGGCCUAUAUUCUCCAGAGGGAGAUCCAGGAGCCUGAGUGCCGGCACCUAUCUAGGAAGUUCACAGAGUGGGCCUACGGACCAGUGCACUCCUCACUUUAUGACCUGUCCUGCAUUGACACCUGUGAGAAGAACUCUGUGCUGGAGGUGAUUGCCUACAGCAGCAGUGAGACCCCUAAUCGCCAUGACAUGCUCCUGGUGGAGCCCUUGAAUCGACUCCUGCAAGACAAGUGGGACAGAUUUGUCAAGCGCAUCUUCUAUUUCAACUUCUUUGUCUACUGCUUGUACAUGAUCACCUUCACUGCAGCUGCCUACUACAGACCUGUGGAUGGCUUGCCUCCCUAUGAAUUGAAAAACACCGUUGGAGACUAUUUCCGAGUCACUGGAGAGAUUCUGUCUGUAUUAGGGGGAGUCUACUUUUUUGUCAGAGGGAUUCAAUAUUUCCUGCAGAGGCGUCCAUCUAUCAAGAGCUUGUUUGUGGACAGCUAUAGUGAGACGCUUUUCUUUGUGCAGUCACUGUUCAUGCUGGUGUCUGUGGUGCUGUACUUUAGCCAGUGCAAAGAAUACGUGGCUUCCAUGGUGUUCUCCCUGGCCAUGGGCUGGACCAACAUGCUCUACUACACCAGAGGCUUCCAGCAGAUGGGUAUCUAUGCUGUCAUGAUUGAGAAGAUGAUCCUGAGAGACCUGUGUCGAUUCAUGUUUGUCUACCUUGUUUUCUUGUUUGGGUUUUCCACAGCGGUGGUGACACUGAUUGAGGAUGGGAAGAAUGAAUCUCUGCCAGUUGAAUCCACGUCACCAAAUAGGCGGGGGCCUGGCUGUAGGUCCCCGCCACCGAACAACUACAACAGCCUGUACUUUACAUGUCUGGAGCUGUUCAAGUUCACUAUCGGCAUGGGCGACCUGGAGUUCACUGAGAACUAUGACUUCAAAGCUGUCUUCAUCAUCCUGUUACUGGCGUAUGUGAUUCUCACAUACAUCCUCCUGCUGAACAUGCUCAUCGCCCUCAUGGGAGAGACGGUCAACAAGAUUGCACAGGAGAGCAAGAAUAUCUGGAAGCUGCAGAGAGCCAUUACCAUCCUGGACACAGAAAAGAGCUUCCUGAAGUGCAUGAGGAAGGCCUUUCGCUCGGGCAAGCUGCUGCAGGUGGGGUUCACCCCUGAUGGCAAAGAUGACUACAGGUGGUGUUUCAGAGUGGAUGAGGUGAACUGGACCACCUGGAACACCAACGUGGGCAUCAUCAAUGAGGACCCGGGAAACUGCGAGGGUGUCAAGCGCACUCUGAGCUUCUCCCUGAGGUCCGGCAGAGUUUCAGGGAGAAACUGGAAGAAUUUUGCUUUGGUUCCCCUUUUGAGGGAUGCAAGCACUCGAGAUAGGCACUCUGUCCAGCCUGAGGAGGUUCAUCUGAAGUACUUCUCAGGAUCCCUUAAGCCAGAAGAUGCUGAGGUCUUCAAGGAUUCUGUGGCUCCAGGGAAGAAGUGAGGGACCCCAUGCAGGGUACCCUAGAUGCUGGGCCCAUGGGUGCCCCACUGCCAUUGGGGGACUGUUGAGGGAACACCAGCACCCUGUCCCCAGCCUGUUCCUCUCCAUGCCUGCCUGGAUGUGUUCCUACGACUGCACUGGACACAUUUCAGGAAGUGUGAUGGGGUGGAAUACAUAUGCAUCCAGCCAUCACUGUCUCCAGAAAAGUUUGAUGACCCUUCCUUUAUGAAAUGAGCUUAACACAUAAUCAGAAGAAAUAUCUGUCUAAGACAUGAAUGGAUGGUGUUAAUGUCUGUGGUGGUCUCAGAAGACCCUGGUUGAGAAGAUCUCGGGCCCUUGCAUCUUGUGAACAAAGAAUUGGACAGAGACACAGAUUGCAAAGCAGAAGGAAAGCUUUACUGAAAGAGAAAGGGAAGUAUAGGUAAAAGCAUGCACUGUG